GUCUCUUCAAUGCAUGGCAAUCUCGUCCACGAGCUGACUUCUGAGUCGACUCAAUAAUCAGUCACCUUGCUUCUGUCCCAGCGAGCAAACCCGAGGGAACUACCGGUACUCUUCCUUGCGUGGGAAUCUCAGUCCACCUGGCAGACGUCGCCCCCCGACACUCCACCAUGCAGAGCAGCGCGCCAGCAGAGCAGUGCUGUUACCACUGCUCUGAUCUGGCAGGAAACAAACGCGAUCAAUCGGAUUCCUCCCAGGUUGCUCGCAAAAAGGGACGAGCCUAUCGCGAUUGCGAAAUGUUCUUUCGCACACGCGGCGACAAGGGGCCACCCCAGGUGGUGGGACCACGUCGCGUACCAUCGCGCAACCUGGAAAUCAUGCUUCGUACGCCAACACGAGGCUCGGGGCUUUCCUUCGAUACCUCUCCCGUUUGACGACGCAACAAAGACCCUUUUUCCGUGCCUGCAGUUACUGCGUGUGGAUCCACCUUCUCACCCUCCCUGGCAUGUCCGCGGUGUCUGACUACUGAGGAGUUGACCCCCAAGAACGCGAAGAUCGCGGCCAAGAUCGCCAAGAUCGCCAAGAGCGCCAAGGACGCUUGAAGGGAGGCCUUCAGAAAGUGGCAGCUAUGGUUCGAAACUCACGCACGCGACGCGACUCACGGACCCCACGCAAUGCCAACAGCAGGCCGAGUUUUGAGUGCUUUCAGGGCAGCAGCAUUUGGACGUGCAACGUGUUGGGCAAACUGGAAGGCGAGAAAGCGUCCCAUAAGGAGCAAGACCCGGAUUGGGGCUUGCAGCACUACCACGUCCUAUAUACGGGAUCUCCAGAGGAGGAGGAGGAGAUGGUGGUGGGAGCUAGGCUGCGUUUGGACUCGCGCCCGCUUGAGUCGGCCGACUGUCAUCGAGUGAAAGAAGGAAUGGCGGUUGUCGCAUACGUGAAGCACCCUGCAGGAGAUGCCACGGUCAAAGACAAGGCACACUACGACGGUCGGGUCGUCAAAGUCACGCGCUGCAAGCACAGGGCUUCACGCAGCAAGCACUGUUGCCGCUGCACCUUCCACGUGCAGCUCUACCACCACCGCUUCUCUACGCCCCCUUCCAACCCGCCACAUCCUCCCGCCUCUCCUGCCUCUAACCCUGCGCCGUUGCGUUUCUCAACACCAGCAGCUUUUGCAGCAGCAGCAGCCUCGCCCGCCCCCAGUCUCGGCAACAGCAGCAAUGGUAGCAGCAGACACCACCCCACUCGGACUCGGUAUGUCUCGCAUGGCGGCUGCGGCAGCAGGCUGGACUGGUCCGUGGUGCGCUGCCGCAUCGCCUCCCUCUGCGUGAGAUUCAACCCCCUCCACCCCCUCCCCGUGCUGCUGAAACACCACCUGGACUGUAUUGGACGGCCGUACCCUCUCAGAGGGGUAGAGCGGAGAGAGAUGCUGGUGGGGAAGGAUGUGGUGGUGGUGAGCGGGUGGGGGUGGGAGGAUUGGCGUGUGAACGCACCGUUUUCGUGGCAAGGGCCCGUGCUGUCUGAUGUUGAGGGUGGUGCAGCUGCUGCUGCUGCUGCUGCUUCUGCUGCUGGUGAUUAUGGUGAAGAGAAUGCUCCUGCUGACAAUGGCGUUGAUGGGGCUGUAGCUACCGCCGGUGGUGGUGGUGCUUUUGGUUAUGGUGGGGAUAGUGGUGGGGAUGGUGGUGGGGAUGAUGAUGUGGUGCUUAUCAGUCACGUUCAUGGUGCUGUAGCGACCUGUGGUGGUGGUGCUUUUGGUCCCGGUGGUGAUGGUGGUGGAGAUGAUGAUGUGGUGCUUAUCAGUCAGGUUGAUGGUGCUGUAGCGACCUGUGGUGGUGGUGCUUUUGGUCCAGGUGAUGGUGCUGGUGAUGCUGCUGUUGCUACUAGUGUGGGCGCAGGUGGUGAUGCUGCUGCUGCUGCUGUUGGUACUGCUGGUGCUUCUUCUGCUGAUGGUCGUGGUGCUGUUGCUGCUGCCACUGCGACUUAUAGGAUAGCUGCUGCUGCCGCUGUGAGUGUUGCUGCUGCUGAUGCUACUGGUGCUGAUGCUACUGGUGCUGAUGCUACUGGUGCUGAUGCUACUGGUGCUGAUGCUACUGGUGCUGAUGCUACUGGUGCUGAUGCUACUGGUGCUGAUGCUGGUACGGGCUGUGCUGUGGGUGGUGGGAGUUUUGCAGGCCGGAUAGGUUACAGGGACAUGGCGGAAGGAGAGGUGGGGGAAAUGGAUGCUGGUAUGGUGGGAACGCAGGGAGUGGAAAUGAGGAGCAGUGAGAAUGGAUGCUGUGCUGGGGCUUCCUCUACCACUGCUGCUGGGGGAAUAUCUGCUACCACUGCUGAGGAAUCCGCUGCUGCUGCUGCUGCUGCUGCUGCUGCUGCUGCUGCUCCUGUCAUGCCUGCUUCGUUUCCUGGACCAGCCAGCACUGAUAGUGGUGCUCCGGAUGCACAUGGGAGUGGCCUAGUUGCUGCCAAGGGAGCCAUCUCUACUGCCGCUUCUGAGGGAUACUUUACUUCUGCUGCUGCUGCUGUUGCCCUCCGUGCAUCGCUUCUGUUGCAGCUUCUAGACAGUAUUGAGAGUGGUGCUCCUGAUGCACGUGCCAGUGGUAGUGGCAGUGGUGCUGGUGUUGUUGGCCGUGGUGCUGGUGAAACUCAUUCUGACACCCGUGCUGACACACAUACUGACACCCGUGCUGACACACGUGCUGACACCCGUGCAGACACCGGUGCUGACACACAUGCUGACACCCGUGCUGACACACUUGCUGACACACAUGCUGACGCACGUACUACUGACACACGUACUGACACACGUACUGACACACGUACUGACACCUGUGCUGACACAUGUGCUGACACCCGUGCUGACACACAUGCUGACACCCGUGCUGACACCCGUGCUGACACCCGUGCUGACAACCGUGCUGACACACAUGCUGACACACGUACUGACACACGUACUGACACACGUGCUGACACACAUGCUGACACACGUGGUAACACGCGUGCUGCUGUGCACACAGAGGGUGAGAAGAGGGGUGGUGGAGAGCAGGGGACAGUGCAGCGGGUUGUGAGGAAGAGGAAUCAGAGAGAAGAGGAGGAGGAGGUGGAGGAGGGGGAGAAGGACGAGGACGAGGAGUGGAGGUCAAAUGCAUGGGGGCAAUGGCACGGGCGGAAAAGCCGCCGGGUGUAUCGAAGUCUCGACGCCCAGCUGCUGUCUACUGCCUCACCUUCCCCCUCUGCCUCACCUCCCCCCUCUGCUUCACCCACUGCUGCUGCACCCGGUGCACCCGCUGCUGGUGUUGCCGAUACUCCUGCUGCUGCUGCACCUGCUGCUGCUGCCGCUCCUGUUGAUUUCUCUUCUGUUGCGGCUGCUGCAUCCGUUGCUGCACCUGGUGCUGCUGCCGCUCCUGUUGAUUUCUCUUCUGUUGUGGCUGCUGCAUCUGUUGCUGCACCUGGUGCACCCGUUGCUGGUGCUGCCGAUACACCUGGUGCUGCCACCACAACACCUGCUGCCACAACACCUGCUGCUGCUGCACCUGGUGCUGCUGCUGCCACUGCUGUUGAUCCUUCUGCUGCUGCUGCCGCUGCAUCUGUUGCUGCCACCUCUGCAGCUGCUACCUCACGUGGACGAGCAGAGAGAGGUGCAACAAGAGGCGCAGAGAGAGAUGCAACAAGAGGCGCAGAGAGAGAUGCAACAAGAGGCGCAGAGAGAGAUACAACAAGAGGCGCAGAGAGAGGAGGGAGAAGAGGAGGAGGAGGAGGAGGAGGAGGAGGAGGAGGAGGAGGAGGAGGCGGUAAUGGCAACCGAAUUUGUGGAAAUGGGAGGAGAAACGUCACAGGGGGGGGAGACGACGAAACUGCUGUGAGGGAAAUCAGAGAUUUUGACAUGGAUGCUCCUGCUGCUGCUGCUGCUGCUGCUGCUGCUGCUGCUGCUGCUGCCACCACAUUUGCAAUGACACCUGGUGAGGAACAAGAGGAGGAGGAAGAGGCGCGGAAAGUGGAGGUGAAAAUGGAGAAACAGGAGGGGCCGGCAGAGGGUGAGGGAGAAGACGAGGAGGAGGAGGUGGUAGAGGCAACCGAAUGGGUGGAGAUGGAACGGGCUUCCACUGCUGCUGCUGCUGCGCCCACUGCUCCUGCACCUGCCGCUGCUGCUGCACCUGCUGCUGCCACCAGAUUCGCAGUGGUACCAGGUGAGAAACACGAGGAGGAGGAACAGGAGGAGACAGUGGAGGUGAAAGAGGAGGAAGAGGAGGAACAGGCAGAGGAGGAACAACAGAGUCAGGAAGAGGAGGAGGAUGGAGAGGAGGAGGAGGAAGAGGAGGAGGAUGGAGAGGAGGAGGAAGAAGAGGAGGAGGAUGGAGAGGAGGAGGUGGUAGAGGAGGCUGUUUGGAAUGAGAUGGAAAUAGAUUCGUCAGAAGAGGGGGGAGGCGAGGAGAGGGAGAGAUGGGGUGGUGCAGGGGAGGGUGCAUGGAAUGAUGGGAGGGCGGAUGCUGGGGCGCCUGAUGUGAGUGGACGUGGUGGGGCAGCUGAUGCAAGUGGAAGUGGUGGGGCGGCUGAUGCAAGUGGAUGUGAUGGGGCGGCUGAUGCAAGGGGACGUGGUGGGGCGGCUGAUGCAAAUGGACGUGGUGGGGCGGCUGAUGCAAGUGGACGUGGUGGGGCGGCUGAUGUAAGUGGACGUGGUGGGGCGGCUGAUGCAAGUGGAAGUGGUGGGGCGGCUGAUGCAAGUGGAUGUGGUGGGGCGGCUGAUGCAAGUGGACGUGAUGGGGCGCAGCAGAGGCUGCAGGAGAGUAAGAGGGUGGGUUGUGGGGUGGAUGGUGCGAGGCGAGAUGGUGGGAGGGGGGGUGGUGAGGGGGAUGGUGUGAGUGGACGUGGUGGAGCGCAGCAGGGGCUGCUUUUGAGUAGACUCAAGAGUGAAGGUGGUGGGGAGGGUGGCGCGAGAGGCGGUGGGGCGCAGCAGAGAUGGCGGCAUGUUGAAAGGGUGUGUGGUGGGGAGGGUGAUGCAAGGCGAGAUGGUGCGAGAGGGGAUGGUGCGAGGGGGGGUGGUGGAGAGAUGAAAAAUUCGCAGCAGGGUGAGCGGAAGAGAAAGCAGAUGGAGGAAGUGAGAGGAGAGGAAGAGAGAGGAGGGGAAGGGAGGGCAUGGGAAGGGAGGGCAGUAGAAGGCGAAUGGCGCCAGGCAAGAAGCCGUAGGGUGCACAGACGACGCUCCCAUCCGCAGCUGCUGUUCGGCUCGUCACAGUGGGCUGCCGAAACACCUGCUGAAACACCUGCUGCCACAACUGCUGUGGCACCUGCUCAUGCACCUGCUGCCACACCUGCCUCUGUGCCCCCUGCUGCUGUGCCCCCUGCCUCUGUGGCACCUGCCUCUGUGGCACCUGCCUCUUUGGCACCUGCGUCUGUGGCACCUGUCACACCUCGAAACCAGCGGACCACUCUGCAUGGAGUGGCACAGGUGCAAGGAGGGCUGCAAGGAGGGAUGCCAGGCAGUGCAACUGCUCCCAAUGCACCCACCUUCCCUGCAUCCACCCUCCCUGCAUCCACCCUCCCUGCAUCAUCGUCACCAGCACCAAUCAGCCGUUACAUGCGCCAAUUGAUAGAUAGAAUUCUCGCCACGAGCAGCAGGAGCCAGCAGGCACAUGGAACGUGGGAGCAGCGCAACAACAUGACUCUGUGCGUCAACAGCAUGUGUCGGGGGCAGCCACCGUUUUUAGAUACAACGGCUGCACCAGUUGCGCCUGUUGUUGCGCCUGCUGCUGCGCCUGCUGCUGCGCCUGCUGUUGUGCCUGCUGCUGCGCCUGCUGCUGCGCCUGCUGUUGCCCGGCCAACUACUAAGCCCCCUCCUGCGCGUCCCUCACCGCUACCUACCCCCGCCCAUCCAGGUAGCCAUGUGCCUCCUCCCAUCCACCUCUCUUCUCCCACUCGACAACCUCGUCCCAGCUCACGGGUCUCUUCCCCUGCUAGACUGCUGGACAUGCAUGGAGGCAGAGGAUGUGGCUCGGGGAUGUUUGGGCGGCACGCUGCGAAAGCCUCUGUUGCCGUCCCUCUUGGCACUGCAGUGAAUAAGCUAUGGGAUGAUGCGGGGGAGGGGGAGGAGGAGGAGGAGAGGGAGGGUGGGAUUAGGGGGCUGAAAAGGGGGGAGAAGGAAAGUAGCAAGCAGAGGGUGAUUGUGGCGGUGGGAAGGGGAGAAGAGAGAGAAGAGGGAGAAGUGACAGGAGACACAGAGGACGAGGAGGAUGAGGAGGAGGAGGAGGAGGAGGAGGAGGAGGAGGAGGAGGAGGAGGAGGAGGAGGAGGAGGAGGAGGAGGAGGAGGAGGAGGAGGAGGAGGAGGAGGAGGAGGAGGAGGAGGAGGAGGAGGAGGAGGGGAGAGAAGAGUGGGAAUUGGAGACAGAGGAGGAAGAGGAGGGGGAUGAGGAGCAGGAGCAAGUCGGAGACGAGUAGAAAGAUGAGCACGGGGAGACACGGGUGCCUCCCUUCCCUAUUUUGCUUCCCCAAUCCCUUCUCUGAAUGCAUUUCACCUUUCCCUCCACCAAUCAUAGCUCCCGCGUUGAAAGCACACCCCUAAUCCACCCUGUAUUGAAAGGUCCUGCUGCUGCUGCACCUGCCGCUGCUGGUGUCCCUGCUGCUGAAGCUGCUGCUGCCACCACGAUUGCAAUGACAGCUGGUGAGGAACAAGAGCAGUAGAAAGAGGAGGAGGACGAGACGGGGAAUGAGGAGGUGCUGCUGCUGCGCUCGCUGCUGCUGCUGUGCCUGCUGCUGCCACCACGUCUGCAGUGACGCCUGAUGAGGAACAAGAGGAGAGAGGAGGGGGAGGCGGGGAAAGGCGAGAUGGCUGAGAGGUGAAAAAGUCGCAGCAGGGUGAGUGAAAGAGGAAGCAGAUGGGGGGAGAGAGAGGGUAGGAUGGGAUGGCAGGGGAAAUGUGGGAAAGGGAAAGGUGUGGGAAGUGAGGGCAAAUGAUUGGGGCGAAUGGCGACAGGCAGCAAGCCGUCGGGUGCGCAGACGGCAUUCGUGUCCGCAGGUGUUAUUUGUUUCCUCGUCUUGGGCUGCCGAAGCACCUGCUGUCACACCUGCUGCCACACCUGCUGUCGCACCUGCUGCCACACCUGCUGCCACACCUGAUGCCACACCUGCUGCCACACCUGAUGCCACGCCUGCUGCCACACCUGCUGCCACACCUGCAGCGCGUGCUGCUACAGCUCCUCCUGAUUUGCCUGUCACCACUGACGACCAACAGAUUGCACCGCAUGGAGUGGCAGAGGUGCCCCGAGGGCUGCCAGGCAGCGCAACUACCCCCAUCUUUCCUGCAUCCGCCUUUCCUGCAUCCGCCCUCCCUGCAUGCACCCUCCCUGCAUCCACACCCCCUGCAUCAACCCGCCCGGCACCCUCUUAACCAGCGGCAGUAAGCCCUCCAUAUGUGCUUAGCCCAGCUAUGCACCACUUGCUUGACAAAAUUCUCGCGUAACCACAGCCUGGCAGCUGGAGUCAGCGGGCGCACUAGUAUGACUCAGCAGCACGCCACCCACCUCUUUCUCACCCCUGCUGCUCUGAGAUCAACUGUAACCAGCUUCCACCAUGCACACACUACCCGCGCUGCUGCGUGGGUGCGUGGUGUACACUGUUCCGACUGCGCGGUACCAGGACCUCCUCUAAGAGAAUCAACAGCCGGAUGAAGCCAGGUGGGCGGUACACCUCUUGCCCUGAUCUGUAACUGAAUGGGGUGGUAGUUCUGGCCUUGGUAGUAUGAUUUGUUAUGUGGAGAGAUACAAAAGAUCAAAUUGAGUUGCUAAUAACGCCUCCGUUGCCCUCUUUUUUUGUUCCACGAGCGAGGUUACAUCUAUGUACGCAAUGUGAUGACAGAAGUGUCAUCAGUUAAUUUCCCAC
Closterium sp. NIES-67 is the source of this 7864-nucleotide messenger RNA. The record is from the annotation of a GenBank genome assembly. Lineage: Eukaryota; Viridiplantae; Streptophyta; Zygnematophyceae; Desmidiales; Closteriaceae.